This is a messenger RNA of Metschnikowia bicuspidata var. bicuspidata NRRL YB-4993, 1477 nucleotides long. RefSeq names its product pyridoxine 4-dehydrogenase. Bases 275 to 1309 code for a protein of 344 amino acids. The record is from RefSeq and is a predicted model, not a curated record. NCBI's taxonomy places the organism in Eukaryota, Fungi, Ascomycota, Pichiomycetes, Serinales, Metschnikowiaceae. Gene Ontology annotation, cellular component: cytoplasm. The transcript has a single exon.
CGCAGUCAAAAAUGUAUUUUCUGGCUUAGACUUUGAUCAGAGGGAAGCAUCACAUACUUGUUCCCUCAAAGCGGCUAUUGCAAGAGUACAAUCUGACUGCACAUUCUUUCAUUUCGUUUUCAACUUACUUCGCGGGUAUGCCUCAACCAACGGUGUUUCCCUUUCUUCGUGCACAUAACAUUUUUGAAUAUAUUACCACUGUAGUAGCGGUGGCAAACACGCGUCUCACUAGGCACUCUCACAGUCUGAAUAUCGCUUGUCGAAGUCUCAAAAAAUGACACCAGUUAAUAUUCCAGGAAAAUUUGGCUAUGGAUCUAUGUCAUUGACAUGGACGCCGACCCCUAAAACAGAAGCUGAGGCGAUCCAGGCCAUCAAGUAUGUGCUUGACAAGCAUCAAGUGAGGUUUGUAAACGGCGGCGAGUUUUACGGCCCUGACUCUGUCAAUUUGAAAUAUUUAGGGGCAUUUUGGAAACAUUUCGGAUGUGAUUACCCCGAUCUUGUGAUCAGUGUGAAAGGGAGUAUUGAUGUGACCACUUUAAAGCCUGAUGGCUCCAGGGAAUCAAUCUCACGUUCCAUAAAUAACUUUGUUUCUUACUUCCCCCAGAAUAAAUUGCAAAGACCCAAGUUGAUUUUUGAGAUUGCUCGCGUGGACACGAGCGUCCCAUAUGAACAAACGAUAGGAUUCAUCAAUGAAUUUGUUGGGGAUGGAGUCAUCGAUGGGAUUUCGCUUUCUGAGGUUGGAGUAGGCUCCAUUGAAAAGGCAUUGAGUGUUGCUCCUAUUAGCAGCGUGGAAGUUGAGUUCUCUCUCUUGUGUCAGGAUAUUUUUAGCAAUGGGGUUUUGAAGAAGGCAGCGGAAGAAAAUCUCACGAUCGUCGCUUACUCGCCUUUAUGCCGCGGGUUCUUGACUGAUCGGUCGGCCGAUGAUUUUUCUGCGUUCUUCGAUUUGUGUCACCAACCUGGAGAUAUUAGAGGACACAUUGACAGAUUUUCCAAAGAGAAUUUCUUCGAAAACCUGAAAAUUGUUGCAAAACUAAAAGAUUACGCUGAAACGAAGGGGACUACGCUCGAGUCAUUGGCUAUUUCAUGGAUCGUAGCUUAUAGUGAGCUCGAGAACUACAAUGGGAUAUCGAAAUUUCCAAAGAUUAUCCCAAUUCCCAGUGGAAGCAGUUCUGAUAAGAUUGACCAGAACUUGGGCCAGAUAGUUUCCUUGAGCAAAGCCGAUUUAGACGAUAUAAAAAAGAUAACAGACUGUUUUGAAGUAAAGGGAUACAGAUAUAACGCGAAGGUUAAACAUCUUGACUUUGCAUGAGCCCUGGAAUAUCUAUAUGCUAUAUAUAAGUAAAUGGCUUGUGUGGCUUUGGCUGAGACUUCGGUUUUCAAAACAGGAUAAGGCUGGUACCGAACAAAUUUAUGAACCAUACUUAAAAAUUCGCGUUUGAAAGAAAAUACAAUUUGCAGCACUCGAAAUAAGGUCUGC